Molecule: messenger RNA, 1496 nt
Organism: Cheilinus undulatus (humphead wrasse)
Lineage: Eukaryota; Metazoa; Chordata; Actinopteri; Labriformes; Labridae
Gene: ltb4r2b
Product: leukotriene B4 receptor 2b
Exons: 5
Coding region: 111-1211 (366 amino acids)
Biological process (GO): G protein-coupled receptor signaling pathway; immune response
Cellular component (GO): membrane
Molecular function (GO): G protein-coupled receptor activity
Source: RefSeq, a predicted model, not a curated record
UGUCGCACAGGAGAAACACUAUCAGAGCCGGACCAAGCAGCAGAGGAUUAAAUCUGAAAGACAAUACAGAGAAACAUCAAGUCCUGGAAAGGUUCAUCUCUCCUCCCAGCAUGAACAACUCCUUGAAUCCUUCCCUCUUGACCGCUCUAACAGGCCAGAAUGACUCAAACCCAGAGAGUGAGAGUGUAGUGAGCAAUGACUUCUCCACCGCACUGGGCGCCCUCAUCCUCAGCCUGGUCUUCCUACUGGGUGUCCCUGGAAACCUCUUCAUCGUCUGGAGCAUCCUGGCACGCACUCGGCAACGCUCGGUCACCACCCUCCUCAUCCUCAACCUGGCAUGUGCAGACGGCUUCCUUAUGGCACUCACUAUCUUCUUCAUCAUCUACCUGGCCAAGCAGACGUGGGUGUUUGGUGACAUCAUGUGCAAAGGCCUCUUCUACCUGUGCAACUCCAACAUGUAUGCCUCCAUCUUCCUGAUCACACUGAUGAGUGUACACAGGUUUGUGGCCGUGGUGUUUCCCAGAAAAGCUCCGUCUCUGGUCAGCAAGAAGAUCAUUAGGAGGGUGCUGGUGGGCAUGUGGGUGCUAGUGAUGGUGAUCGCUAUCCCAUCGCUGGUGUUUCGAGAUGUGAGAGAGGACAAAGAUGAGAGGAAUAAAACAAGAUUGGUGUGUGCCCCCAAUCACACCUUGCCUCGACACGUGAGGUUUCAGUACGCCUUCGAGACUGUAGCUGGAUUCAUUCUUCCUUACGCGGUCAUUAUAACGUGCUACGUCCUCAUCCUGAGACGCCUCAGACAGACAAAGUUUCGCAGAAAGGUCCGCAGUGAAAAACUGAUCCUCGCUAUUGUGGUGAUGUUUGGCCUCUUCUGGCUGCCGUACCACGUUAUCAACAUGAUACAGGUGGCAACUGAGUGGUACGGCGAUAAAUCACCCACAAGAGAAGUUCUGGACGAUAUUGCUAAAUCCAGCCGUGCCGUGACGUCAGCUCUGGCCUUCAUCAGCAGCUGUGCGAAUCCCGUCCUUUACACCUUUGCUGGGAAAUCCUACAUAAAGAAGAACGGCCUCGCAUUCAUGGCCCGGCUCUUUGAGGGAACGUCUAUGGAUCAAGUAGGGACCAAAAAAAGUCGAGACCAGAGUAAAGACUCUGCUGGAGCCAGUAAUUUAAAUUCAACACACAGCACGGGGACGCCUCCUUUGAGAAAUGGGAGAUGAGCAUCAAAUGAACUUUGUGCAUUACCAAUGGCACUGUGACAGAGAAAAUAUAUAAAACUACAUGUUGAUUGUAUAGAUUUGAGAAAAACUUUAGAAAUAAGUUCUUAAGAAGAACUUAGGGAUAUGAUCCACCAUCUUAAAGCUGGCCAUAAAAAAUAAAAAUUAAUUGUAAAUAAUUUAUGCUGAAAGUGCCAGUUUGACUGCUUACCUGUGGGGCUGGUAAUGGAAAUCUGGUUGUUUUUUUUCUUUUUACCUUCUCCAUACAUAAGGACUGUAAGAAAGAUC